UGAAACCUCCAGGAACCUGUGCCACGUGAGUCCCGGUGAGUUCAUUAAAAACGCCCCGCGCGCGCGUCUGAGUUCAGUCGCGCGCUCUCAUCGUGAGCGAUGUCUGAGCUCCAUUACAUCUGUAUUCACUCUGAUCACUCAUGAAUAUUUCCCAGAGUAGUGCGGGUCUUGGCACCGUGCUGCCUCUAACUAGUUUCGAGAACGUGCUUUUGUUUCUCUUCAAUGUAAUUCACGCCACCGCCAUCAUUUUCCUCAACGUGUCCGUGUUUCUGUCCAUCGUGAUGAACAGAUCCCUGCGCAGCGAGAACCGCUUCAUGUACAUGCUCAGCACGUGUCUCAGUGACAUCUGCUCGGGCGUCUCGUAUUAUUAUGUUGGAGUUCUGGAUGUGCGCGAUUAUUAUGACUCUCCGACUCGCACUCUUUACAUCGCGCCCGUUUUUCUGGGUCUGUCCUUUAUGGCGAUUCUGGCCGCGCAGGCGGACCGUUACCACGCGGUCUCGGCGCCUUUCAAAUACUCGCAGCGCAUGACCCGAAACAGAACCCUGCUGGUGAUUCUGGCCUACUGGCUUUACACUUUUUGGAUUGUGUCUGUUAAUAAUUUGGUGACUGUGGGGGUCGCUAAGAAAGUGACGGGCUAUUGUACUUUUGUGGCGAACAUAUUUUCCGUCAUUAUCAUGAUUGGUUUGAACUUCAAGCUGUUUUUCAUCGCCAGAUUUCAGCUAGAACGCGAACCGCCGAGCGCGGAACGGGACAACAAGCGCGCGUCCAUUUACCUCAUCAUAAUAGUAGCCAUGUGUUUUCUGAUCGCGUGGUUGCCAUUGUUUAUUAAUGUAAUUGUGUGCGUUUUUUGGGGGCCCGCGUGCUAUCCGUUUAAAAAUGAUGGCACAGACCCUGUGCGCAUUUUGGCACGUCUCAAUGCGAUCAUCACACCCUUAUUGUAUAUCAGGGGCUGUACUGCACUCAGGAACACCUUGCUAAAUAAAGUCUGGAGAACACAAUGCUGCAGGAUGAAAGGAGUGAACCCACAGAAUGUAAAGAAGACUGAAGAUGAGAUGUUGCAGUGAUCUUCAGGAUGUGGCAAACCCAAACCAUACAUAUAUUCACUACAUAUGUGUGAAUCUAAAACAUAAGAAAAAUCUAAAAUAAGCUAAAAUCAGGAAACUGACUCCUUUUCCAUUUGACAUGUCUGCUGUACAAUGUCUUGAUUGAAAAUGGUAGCUUUUAAUUGGGGCAAAUGUACUAUUGCUAAUUUCACUUUCUUAUGAACUAACUUAUUGAAGGCCUAUAAUAAAGUGCCACAAGCUAUAAGAGUGAUGAGAGAUUUGCUUUUUCUCUGAAUGUAUCCAAAAGGCAAUGUACUUUUUUAUCCACUGUUGUUUUAAUUCUAAUAGCUUCUGCAAACUAAAGUAUGAUAAUCAUUUUAAAACGUUUUAUUAUAAAUUGUAAUUUUAUUUAAAAAUGUAAAACAUUGUAUGUGAAAUAAAACUGAGAAAUCCAAAAUGUUAAAAAAAGUUCACAGAUUCUUCAUCAAAAUAAAAAAAAUGUUUUUGCAGAAAAGUGUUUAUUUUAGAUGGCACUAUAUGACGUCUUGUUCCUGUUCAUCCAAAACACUUUCACAAACCUGUUAACCUCCGUUUGCCUCAAAUUAACUCAGAAAUACAAAAAUAUGCUCAUAAAAUCCUGAAAUUAAUGCAAUGUUUAGGCUAUAAGUUGCACUUUUUAUUUACUGUAUGUCUGAAUUUGUUCAGCUCUACUCAUCACCAAGCGCUGGUUUCGUGUGUUAGUAAAAAGUAAAAACUGAAAUAUCAUGCAUUAUUUCCUCUAAUAUCAUGAAUUCCCAAGUGAAAAAAGUAUGCUAAGUAUACUUGCAGCCAGACUAAUUGUCAGUAUAUUUCAAGUGUGUUAAUGAUUAGUUAACUUAAAGUGUGCAAUUUUGAAACAACUAAUUUUGUACUAAGUAUAUUUUAUGUAUAAAAUAUUAUGUAUAAAAUAUUUUUGUAUAAAAACACAAAUUUAAGUACAGUAUAUUUAGUGUACUUUUGUGUGCUAAAUUGGAACAACUUCAAGUAUACUUAGUACACUUUAAGUAUAUGCCAGUACAGGGACUAAUUACAUGCUUGAUUAGUGAUAUUAAAGUGUACUUAAUUAGUGUUAUAAGUAUACAUUGUGUAAUAAGUAUAUUUUGUGUUAUAAAUAUAUUUAGUGUUAUAGGUAUACUUUUUUGUGAUUUAAGUACAAAUUAAUUACGAGUGUC
Messenger RNA from Megalobrama amblycephala (Wuchang bream), 2254 nucleotides. RefSeq names its product galanin receptor 2a-like. The coding region runs from base 141 to 1064 and encodes 307 amino acids. The record is from RefSeq and is a predicted model, not a curated record. Lineage: Eukaryota; Metazoa; Chordata; Actinopteri; Cypriniformes; Xenocyprididae. Gene Ontology annotation, biological process: G protein-coupled receptor signaling pathway. Gene Ontology annotation, molecular function: G protein-coupled receptor activity. The transcript has 2 exons. Gene Ontology annotation, cellular component: membrane.